GAGAGGGUGACAGCAGACAGAACCUCACCACCACCCUCGAUCAAUAAACCCCUGCCAGUGUCUGCAAGCUGUCACUGCUCCUUUAAUUCCCCCUCCCACUGCCCUCCCGGCUUUGCUCGUACGUCCUGCCCGCCGAAACUCCACCUUCCGCGGGGCUGUACUGAGCCGGGCUGGGCUGGGCCGGCCCAGCCGGAGCGAGCAGGGCGGUGGCGGCAGCAGCUUCCGGAGUGGAGCGGAAGGUAGCGGCGCUGGUGCCCAGCUAUGAUGCCCUUUGGCGGGAUGGCUGCUCGUCUGCAGAGAGACCGCCUGAGAGCCGAGGGGCUCGGCCAGCACAACAACGCCAUCAAGUACCUCAACCAGGACUAUGAGGCCCUCAAGCAGCAGUGCAUUGAGAGUGGCACCCUCUUCAGGGAUCCCCAAUUCCCAGCUGGCCCAUCUGCCCUUGGAUUCAAGGAGCUGGGGCCGCACUCCAGCAAGACGCGGGGAGUGGAGUGGAAGCGUCCGUCGGAAUUAGUGGAUGACCCGCAGUUCAUUGUUGGUGGUGCCACUCGGACGGACAUCUGCCAGGGGGCUCUGGGCGACUGCUGGCUGCUGGCUGCCAUUGGCUCCCUCACGCUCAACGAGGAGCUCCUGCACCGCGUGGUGCCCCAUGGACAGAGCUUCCAAGAGGACUAUGCUGGCAUCUUCCACUUCCAGAUCUGGCAGUUCGGUGAGUGGGUGGACGUGGUGGUGGAUGACCAGCUGCCCACCAAGGAUGGGGAACUUCUGUUUGUCCACUCGGCGGAGUGCACCGAGUUCUGGAGUGCUCUGCUGGAGAAGGCCUAUGCCAAGCUGAACGGCUGCUACGAGUCGCUCUCGGGGGGCAGCACCACCGAGGGCUUUGAGGACUUCACGGGCGGCGUGGCGGAGAUGUACGACCUGAAGCGGCCGCCGCGCAACAUGGGCCACAUCAUCCGCAAGGCGCUGGAGAGGGGCUCCCUGCUGGGCUGCUCCAUCGACAUCACAAGCGCCUUUGAUAUGGAAGCAGUGACCUUCAAGAAGCUGGUGAAGGGCCAUGCCUAUUCUGUCACAGCCUUCAGAGAUGUGAACUACCGGGGUCAGCAGGAGCAACUCAUCCGCAUCAGGAACCCCUGGGGCCAGGUGGAGUGGACUGGAGCCUGGAGUGAUGGUUCCUCUGAGUGGAACAGCAUUGACCCUGACGAGAGGGAAGAGCUGCAGCUGAAAAUGGAGGAUGGAGAGUUCUGGAUGUCUUUCCGGGACUUCAUGAGGGAGUUCUCCAGGCUCGAGAUCUGCAACUUGACCCCGGAUGCCCUCACCAAGGACGAGCUCAGCAGAUGGCACACACAGGUGUUCGAGGGCACGUGGCGCCGGGGGAGCACUGCCGGGGGCUGCAGAAAUCACCCAGCCACGUUCUGGAUCAACCCCCAGUUUAAGAUCAAGUUGCUGGAAGAAGAUGACGACCCUGGGGACGAUGAGGUGGCCUGCAGCUUCCUGGUGGCUCUGAUGCAGAAGCACCGGCGGCGGGAGCGGCGGGUGGGAGGUGACAUGCACACCAUCGGCUUUGCUGUCUACGAGGUUCCUGAGGAGGCCCAGGGCAUGCAGAAUGUGCACUUGAAGAAGGACUUCUUCCUGCGAAACCAGUCCCGGGCACGGUCUGAGACCUUCAUCAACCUGCGGGAGGUGAGCAACCAGAUCCGGCUGCCCCCCGGCGAGUACAUCAUUGUGCCCUCCACCUUCGAGCCGCACAAGGAGGCCGACUUUGUCCUGCGGGUCUUCACCGAGAAGCAGUCGGACACAGCGGAGCUGGAUGAGGAGAUCUCGGCAGAUCUGGCAGAUGAGGAGGAAAUAACUGAGGAUGACAUAGAGGACAGCUUCAAGAACAUGUUCCAGCAGCUGGCAGGGGAGGACAUGGAAAUCAGCGUCUUUGAGCUUCGGACCAUUCUGAACAGAGUCAUCGCUAGACACAAAGAUCUGAAAACGGAUGGGUUCAGCCUGGACUCCUGCCGCAACAUGGUCAACCUGAUGGAUAAAGAUGGCAGUGCCCGCCUUGGGCUGGUGGAGUUCCAGAUCCUGUGGAACAAGAUCCGGAGCUGGCUGACGAUCUUUCGCCAGUACGACCUGGAUAAGUCGGGCACCAUGAGCUCCUACGAGAUGCGCAUGGCUCUAGAGUCAGCCGGUUUCAAGCUGAACAACAAGCUGCAUCAGGUGGUGGUAGCCCGCUAUGCAGACGAUGACAUGGGCGUGGACUUUGACAACUUUGUCUGCUGCCUCCUGAAGCUGGAGACCAUGUUCAGGUUCUUCCAUAGCAUGGACUCUGAAGGCACUGGCACUGCUGUGAUGAACCUUUCUGAGUGGCUGCUGCUGACGAUGUGUGGCUAGGAGUUACAACAAAUCCACUGCAGCUGGGACACCCCAAUGGGCCGGGCCCACUCCAAGUGCCUCCCCUUGGAUCCAUGGAUACAGGAUACUCUUCCUCCCUUGCUCCAUCCCACGCUGAGCCACCAGCCCUGCCUCCCAGCAAGCCUCACACCAUCUUCUCCAGUGGACCAGGGGUCAAGGCAGGCGGGGGAUUCCCUUCUCCUCUUCUGGGCUGGGCUCCUUUCCACUCCCCCUUCCUCGCUCUCACCCCAGAACAGGAGGAGGGCAGCAGCAUGGGGUACCUGUGAAUCCCUGCACGGUGGCAGGCUGGGGGCCGGCUGCAGAGCAGGGAGAGGCAGCUGCAAGAGGGGGAGCACACUCGUAUCGCUCGCUCUAGUGCUGGCCCAAAUCCCUCGGGCACACAUUGCCUAUCUCUGCCCCCACACCUGGGAGCACCAGCACGUAUUGCCUUGCUCACGCAGCAGGUUCCUGAGGGAGCCAGAGUGGCCUUCUGGGAGGAGGAAUGGCCGUACUCAGUAUCAUGAAGCCCUUGCACCAUGCUUACCACCACUAGGCACGACCAAAGCUUGGAGCCUGCUGGCUCUUUUCUGCGUGGCCUUCAACACAUGCCCUCCACCUCCAUGCCCCUGCUUAUGCCCACCACUGGGUCAAGCCCUACAACUCAAGCACUGAAUGUUUCGGGGCUCCUCUGCCAUGUGGACACAUGUGACCCUGUAGUGCAGCAGCUGAAGCUUCUCUUGUCCACGUAGGCACAGCUAUGCCAUCACUGUCACAGCAGCCUGGCCUCCCCUCCCAUCCCUGGGAGCUCCUGGAUAUCUGCUGCCCUUGGUCAUGGCCCACAGCAGGGCUAGGGGGUACAGCACCCAAGAGGCAAUGCCUUCCUCCAGAGAGCAGGGGGUGGUGGUUUAGGGGGGUCUUCAGCACAAAGUUGGGCUUUUUCUCCCAAUCCCUCAUCCUCCUACACUGUAACACUCUCCUCUCAUCUUGGGCUCCUUUGCCCAGUGCGGAUGGACUCCAGUGCCAACAUAUUUGCACUUCUCUGUGCUACUCCAUUGCCCUCACCUUCUUCUGGGGUAAUGGGGUGGCUCCAGCCUGGCAGUGGGCGAGGGCCCGUCCCCUGCCCUGUAGAGGCAGGCAGGCAGUUUGCUUCCCCCAGACCCCUGUUGUCACUGGAGGAUGCACCUGCAGCAAUAACCACUGCUGCCUGCCCGGCAGCUCUGCUUCCUCACCCUGCUCACUGUGCCCUCCAGGAAUAAAGAGAUCUGAUACA
Molecule: messenger RNA, 3649 nt
Organism: Prinia subflava (tawny-flanked prinia)
Lineage: Eukaryota; Metazoa; Chordata; Aves; Passeriformes; Cisticolidae
Gene: CAPN11
Product: calpain 11
Exons: 22
Coding region: 262-2379 (705 amino acids)
Biological process (GO): proteolysis
Cellular component (GO): cytoplasm
Molecular function (GO): calcium-dependent cysteine-type endopeptidase activity; calcium ion binding
Source: RefSeq, a predicted model, not a curated record